AUGGCUAAAACCUCUCUUCCUCUCACCGCUUCUUUCCUCCUCCUCCUCAUUUCCUCCGCCGUCGCCGCAGACACCGGCCGUCUCUUCCUCACCGUUGUUAACCACUGUCCCUUCACCGUCUGGCCAGCCAUUCAGCCCAACGCAGGCCACCCUGUCCUGGAGAAGGGUGGCUUCGCUCUCCCAACAAACACACACCGCUCCUUCUUUCCUCCAUCCGCUCACUGGUCCGGUCGCAUCUGGGGCCGAACCGGCUGCUACCACCACCGCGACGGUAAAUUCUCCUGCGUCACCGGAGACUGCGGAAACCGCUUCGAGUGCAACGGCCUCGGAGGCGCAACUCCAGCUUCCCUCGCUCAGUUCGACUUACACCACGGUGGACACCGAGACUUAUCUUCUUACGGCGUCUCUCUCGUCGACGGUUUCAACGUUCCGAUGACUGUGACUCCUCACGAAGGCCGUGGAGUCUGUCCCGUCGUCGGCUGCCGUGAAGACCUUCUGAAAACGUGUCCGUCUCAUCUUCAGCUCAAGACACACGGUGGACACGUGGUGGCUUGUAAGAGUGGGUGUGAGGCGUUCCGUACGGACGAGUUUUGCUGUCGGAAUCAUUACAAUAGUGCUCAAACGUGUCGAGCUUCGAGCCAUUCUCUGUUCUUUAAGCACGCGUGCCCUUCGACUAUGACUUUUGCUCAUGAUAGUCCUUCGCUCAUGCAUGACUGUUCUUCUCCUAAAGAGCUCAAAGUCAUCUUUUGCCACUAA
Molecule: messenger RNA, 756 nt
Organism: Microthlaspi erraticum
Lineage: Eukaryota; Viridiplantae; Streptophyta; Magnoliopsida; Brassicales; Brassicaceae
Source: the annotation of a GenBank genome assembly